Molecule: messenger RNA, 417 nt
Organism: Colletotrichum karsti
Lineage: Eukaryota; Fungi; Ascomycota; Sordariomycetes; Glomerellales; Glomerellaceae
Exons: 1
Coding region: 1-417 (138 amino acids)
Source: RefSeq, a predicted model, not a curated record
AUGCGCUUCUCCGCCACCGUCAUCAUCGCCGCCCUCGCCGCCACCGUCGCCGGCCUGCCCGUGAGCAGCCCAGCCGACAUCAGCCCGGCCUUCGCCUCGGCCCUCAAAGAAGGCGUCGUCGUCGAGGAAGCCAAUGUCGUCGAGACCAGAGCCAACACCCCCGCGGACGUCAAGAAGCACGACGACAACCACGCCAAGAAGGCCGCGAACAACUGCGGCCAGGGCUGCGAGGACUCGCUCAAGUCAUUCCACUCCCAGGCCUCCAAGGACUCGAAGGCGUCCAAGGCGUCCAAGGCCUCGCAGGCCUCCAAGGACUCCAAGGCGUCCAAGGCGUCUCAGGCCUCGAAGAACUCCCAGAACUCCAAGAACUCCAAGCCUCGCGAUGUCGCGAACCUUGAGGAGGAGAUGGAGGAGUAG